Messenger RNA from Gambusia affinis (western mosquitofish), 9379 nucleotides. RefSeq names its product phospholipase A and acyltransferase 1-like. Gene Ontology annotation, molecular function: A2-type glycerophospholipase activity; glycerophospholipid phospholipase A1 activity. The coding region runs from base 4019 to 4573 and encodes 184 amino acids. The transcript is spliced from 8 exons. Gene Ontology annotation, biological process: N-acylphosphatidylethanolamine metabolic process. NCBI's taxonomy places the organism in Eukaryota, Metazoa, Chordata, Actinopteri, Cyprinodontiformes, Poeciliidae. Gene Ontology annotation, cellular component: cytoplasm. The record is from RefSeq and is a predicted model, not a curated record.
GACCCCUGUAAAGAUUACUAUGCAUUUUUUUGAACCAGUCCUCUCCUUCUUGUAUGUCCAACCAAGGUAGUAUCAUUUACCUUCAGGAUUUUAAUGAAAGACCCACUAAGACACUUUGGGGAGGGGAUAAGUGAGCUUCAUCGAGCAGUCCUAAAACAUCUGCCAGUUUCCCUUCAGUUUCCAGUCUUCAUGAUCAUCAUGCUCAUCAUUUUGUGGUUCAUGAAUGAAAGUGUAGAGCCUGGCUCGCAACACUACACCAAGACACCAAUGAAUAAGCUGCAAGACCCUCCUUCAGGAGUGAAGGAUGGUGAUCGGAUGUCUGCAUCUGACCAGGAUUGUGACCAAGCUGUUGAUAGAAGUCUUGUCGAUAACGUGGGAAGUAGCAUCACUGCAGAGACAUUGGGCUUUGUCGAACCUCAACUUAGAAAAAAUGCAAACAAAGAAAAUGUUGAGGCGACUGAGAGUCCCUCUGUUAGUUCAAGGUUCACAAACCAGCAGAAGACACCUGAGAAGCCUGCUGCCAACACUGAUGAACCAGACAGCUUAUGCCCAACAUUUAGGAGCAAAAAGCUACAGGCCUUAAAAGAAAAAUACAUUAUUCAUCAAGAACAGAGAAAGGAUCAGUUCAAAAAUAGAUAUAGGACAGAUGCAUCAUUCCGGAAGAGACAAAUAAAUUAUGUUAAGUACAAAUUCAACUUUGUCCCCAGCUUUAGAGCCAGUCAUAAAACCUACAUGGCUGAUUAUAUGAGGAAACUGUUCAGAGAUGAUCCUCUCUUUAGAAGCAGGCAAAAAUCUUACAUUAGGAAUCGAUUCAGAAACGACCCAGUCUUCAGAAACCAACACAAAAAAACAAUGCGUGGAUAUAUGAAGGCAAAGUAUCACAGUGAGCCUGGCUAUCGAGUUAAACAUAAUAAAAAAUGUGCUGCCAACAGAAGAGGCAGACUAUCAAGACAAGUACUUUCCAAAAAUUUAACACUGCAGCAUGCUUUGCGAAUCAGAAGGAAGUACAAAAUAAAUGUAGGCUUCCACCUUGAAACUCCACGCCCUCUGAUGAGUGACAAAAAACGGACCCACAUAUGUUUGCACCAUGUGCCACAGAGCUCUUUUCCCCAAUCAAGUAAAGCACUGCAAACGAGAUAAAUAUACCAAGAAUAUGCGUGUGGUAGCUGAUUGUCUAACAGGUGCGUAUGUUCAUGUGUGUGGAUCUGCAUGCUCUACCCCAUGUUCUGUACCCGAAGAGAGGAUGGGGGAGUGGAUCUGCUACACAUGUGACAGCCAUCUAACUAGAGGAAAGAUGCCAUCGAUUGCUGCUGCCAAUAACCUUCACCUGGCUUUGGUUCCCACAGAGCUUGCGGAAUUGAAUGUACUUGAAAGGCAAUUAAUUGCAAAGAUUUUAUCUUUUGCAAAAAUUGUUUCCUUGCCAAAAGGACAGCAAAGGGCAAUACAUGGAGCUGUUGUUUGUGUCCCUUCUGACAUGGAAACAGUUGUAAACAGUCUUCCGAGGCCCCGUGAGGAAGCCCAGCUUUUAGAGAUGAAGCUUAAGAGAAAAACCAAAUAUAAAGGUUACCAAUACUUUUACACAGUCAACAUGAAAAAUGUCUUGGCUGCACUGAGAAAGCUUAAAGAGAGUCAUCCAGAUUACAAAGACAUUAGUAUAAAUGAAAGUGCAACAUUUGAGGGUUUCCAAGACGACCAGCAAGUUGAGGACUCGGAUAUGCAGGCAGAGGAGGCUGAAAUGGAUGCAGCAACAGACCAGCAGCCUGACCACACAGGGGCAGAGCAUCAGGCACUUCGCCCUGGUCUGAUCUUGGACACCUGCAUGCAGCCUCCUGACAUAGCACAAGAAGUAUUGUCAUAUGGAGAUGGAAUUUUCAGCAUUGCGCCGGCCCAGGGAAAUGACCCCAUCUCCUUCUUCAGUGUUCCGAGACUUGAAGCCAAGGCUUACCCUGUACAUUUCCCAACUGGAGUAAACACUUUAGAUGAAUCCCGUCGUGUUGCACUUUCACCGAGUAUGUAUUCAAUGUACGGCUUUUCUCAAUAGAUACUCGGUUUGCCAAAGACCAGAGUUACCUUUUCUUUGCUCAGUUUGUGACAGAAACUCAUAUUGCCAAUGAUAGUAUGUCCAUUCAGACAAGAAAAGGUAAACCAAGCACCAAAGAUGGAAAAAAUAUUUCCAGCAAAAUGCUCCAGAACAAAGAGGAGUUGGAAAAACUGAUCCAAAAUAAAGAGGCCACCCGUUUCAUGCAACCCUUGAGAGGAACUCCCGCUUAUUGGGAGAAAGGAUUACGGGAUUUGCACGCCAUGGUGAGGCAACUUGGAAAGCCCACUUUCUUUUGCGCAUUCUCCGCUGCUGAAAUGAGAUGGCCAGAAGUCAUUGAGGCCAUCAAAGGUCAACAUGGGGAGCAGGUAAGUUUUUCUGAGCUUGACUGGAAUGCAAAGUGUGACAUUCUUAGAAGUAACCCUGUCACCAUCAUGCGCAUGUUUGAAAAGAGAGUGGAUGCACUUUUUAGAGACCUCAUUCUUUCCCAAACCAGAAUCCUAAAUAUUUUAUUUGAUCUAUCCUUUCAAUAACAUUCUCAUAUAAUUUGAGAUUUGUAAUAAUAUUUAACUUUCUAUUAGUAAAAACAACAACUUUAGAUUUAGAUAUUGAGAUUCUAAAUCCCCAUUCUAAAGCCCAAGCUUCUACACUAUGUAACGCCUCUUGUAUUGCAUUAUACAAAGCUGACAGCAGGUGGUGCCAUCUUCUCUGAACGACAGGGAAACACUAGAAGAAGAAGAAGAGAGCAUGACGUUAAACAUCUGCACAGGGACAAACACACAACUGGAUCCAUUGUACUUCUUCCUCUUCUGAAUCCACUUUGACAUGCAGACAAAAGUCCUUUACUUUCAACGUAAUACGUAAUCCUUUCCAUUAUCUUUCUUUCCAUAAUCUUUCCUAAACAUAAGGUAAGUGCAAUUGGUCUAUAACUAGAAGGGUUUGUUGGAUCCUUUCCUGGUUUAAUAAUUGGCACAAUAAUUGCUUCCUUCCACUUCGAAGGUAAUCUUCCUUCUUUCCAGAUCUUAUUAUAUAAACCUAAAAGUUUUUCCUCAGCUUGAUUCCCUAAGUGUUUUAACAUAAUAUAGCAUAUCUGAUCUUUUCCUGGUGCUGUUAAUCCUGUUUUAGAUAUUGCUCUCUUCAUUUCUUGCAUAGAAAAAGAAACAUCCAUGACAUUACCUGGAGUUGUUCCACCCUCUAAAAUAAACUCAUUUGCCCUUCUAAACUCAUAAACUCAUUUGCCCUUCUUGUCUGCUCCCUCCUAAAUUUCCCCUCUUCUGUUAAAUUAUCUGAACUAUGGAUCUUUGCAAAUGUUCUUGCCAUUACUUCAACUUUCUCUUCAUUUGUUACUGCUGUUUCUUUUUCAUGUUUCAGAAUUGGGUAUGUUCUCUCCUGUAUAUUUCCCCUAAUUUUCUUAAUCAUUCCCCAAACAUUAGCUACAGGAGUUGUUCUGCCUAUUGAAUCACAAAAUUCUCUCCAUUUUGUCUUCUUUGCUUUCUUAAUAACUUUCUUUGCUUCUGCUUGAUCUUUUUUAUAUUCAAUUAAAUUUUUAAAAUUAUGUGUUCUUUUCAAUAUUCUAAAAGCUCGAUUUAUUUUCCUUAUUGCUUCACUGCACUCUUGUGUCCACCAAGGGACCUCUUUCUUUCUGCUCUUACCUUUACUUACAGGGAUUGUUAUUUUUGCUGCUUUCAAUAUAACUUCCCUAAUCUUUCCCUCUAUACUUAAAUGAUUCGUAUUGCAUCAACAACAAAUAUGACAACCACACACCUCUGCCUGUCCGUGAGAUCAUCCAGCGAGCUGAAGUCCUCAUCAACCAGGACGUGUCCUAUGACCUUCUGGGGAGAAACUGCGAGCACAUUGUGACCCUUCUACGCUACGGGGAAGGGGUUUCUGAGCAGUUUUGCGUGGAUUUACGAUGGAGAAGUAAAAUGGUGAGGAAGAAAAAACUACUGGUGUUUGAAAUUUGUGGAAGCAUGAUGUGGGAUGGAUAAACAACGACCAAACUCUGCUAUGGCCUCUAAUCAUUCUGCUGACCCUGACCCCUCUGCUGACCCUGAAACCUCUACUGAGCCAAAGCCAGGAGACCUCAUAGAGAUAUUUAGAUCAGGGUACCAGCACUGGUGUCUCUACCUGGGAGAUGGACUUGUCAUCAAUUUAACACCUGUUGAUGAGAGCCAGGCAGCCGCCAUGUCCAGCGUCAAGUCUGUGUUCAGCAGGAAGGCUGUGGUGCGCAUGCAGCUGCUGAAAGAGGUGGUGGGAAACGAUUCGUACCGCAUCAACAACAAGUAUGAUAACAACCACGCACCUCUGCCUGUCCGUGAGAUCAUCCAGCGAGCUGAAGUCCUCAUGGACCAAGAGGUGUACUAUGACCUGCUGGGGAGCAACUGCGAACACUUUGUGACCCUUCUACGCUACGGGGAAGGGGUUUCUGAGCAGGCUUCAAGGGCCAUGGGGGCCAUCAGUCUGGUGACGGUAGCAGCCAGUGCCUUCUCUGUCCUGGGACUGAUCAACACACGGUCCAGAAACAGGCCUUUCUGAACUCUGAGAUCUGCACUGCAGGCUGUUGUUCCCCAACGUUCAUGCAACUAUAAUAAAAGAAUCCAAAAACAAAAAUGAACUGAUGCUGUCAUGGAAAAAUUACUAUAAGGUCACAUUUGCUGGUCAUGUCAUAUGAUAUGCUUAUGAACUAUCACCAAAAGAAUUAUUUGGGUUUCAUGUAGAAGGUUAGAAGUUGUUUUUCCACUACUGCGUCAGAACCAGACUAUCUCUCCCUUUGUUUAAUUCUUUAUCGUUGGUAUAAAACUCAUGUGUUGUCUCUGCCUGGGAGAGCUUAGCAAGCUUUUCAUCCAGACCUGCUUCAUUACUGAUUGUCCUACAAGCUCUCUGUAUUGUGCACAAUAUAUGAAUAAACCUGACUGAGUGAUUUCACCUGAACAGUGCUUGGAAAUAGAAUUUUUUCCACGACAAUUUGGUGCCGUGACCCGGAUCCCUCGACUGGACAUCCGAGGACGUCGACGAACAGCGUUAAGGCGCCAACCUGGACUAAACACCAGCCUCAAACCUCGAUUAGGAUUUAAGAGAGAAGAGGGCUGUUGGUCGGCUCCACGGAUCCAGCGCUGGGAUCAACGAACUCAAAACCACUGUUAUCAGGUGGGAUACUCACUCAGGCUAACAAAUUAAUUUUACAAAUUCUAAAUUAUAAAAUCUAAAAUAGUGAAGGAUCCGAUAAACCUUUCACCCUGGGGAAUAGAGAUUGGCGUGUUAAGAAAAAAACGUUGGGUUAAAGUCCCACGAGAGAAUAAAUAAAAGAAAAGAAAAGAAAAGAAAAAUAUAAAAAUAAUAAUAAAAAAUUAAAAAUAAAAUAAUAAUAAAAAAAAUAAUAAAACAAACAAAAAUAAUAAAAACAUAAGUGUGGGGUGAAUGUCCCCUCGACAGCCGGUUUUUAGACCGAGGAAAUGAUAAAGGGAACCACUAGUUUCUAGGCUGAAGGUCCUAGUUAAAGCCCUUAUCGGUGAAUAAGGCAGGUAUUUUCUUCAGUUUUAGUUUUUUUAAAUUAGGGGAAUUAAACCUUUAGAGAAUCCUAAAGACCUUAAUCGGAAAUAAAGGCCCCUCUUAAAGGAGUAAGAGGCAGAGCGACCACAAAGCUGAUUUGUUGGAUUCUGCGAAGACGUUUGCAGUCUAAAGAGGAUAUCCCACCCAAUUCAGGAAGAAUGGGUCUACGUGGUUCCAGAAUGCAAUCUUCCUCAGGGUGAAUUGUUUGACUAUUUGAUAAUGAAAUUUAAAAACAAAGAGUGUGCUUGGUGUGAAUGAAUGUGUGGAAUGAUUUUAAAUGUGGAAUUUUCCCUGCAAAGUCAAUUAGAAGCAGAGAAAAACAAAUAAGGAAAGAAAAUGCUGAACAUAAAUAUUUAGUGGAUAAAUUACUGGCCUUCAUAUUUAAAACAAAAUUUGUUUCGCUUUGAUUUUUUCUCUUUGAACAAAAAUGAUUUUAUUUCUUAAAAGUAUCAAUCAAUAAACUUAUUUAUAAGGGACCCUUUCUUACUAAAGGCAUACUGGAUGGAGAUUAAAUGACUAAAACUAUAUGACCAUGCAAAAGGUUAAAAUAUGAUUCAUAAAUACAUACUGUAUGUAUAGAAAAAACAAGGAAGGUAACAAAACAAGCCCUAAUCAACUUCUACUUGCUUCUCUUUCUCUCUGUCUGAGCCUCACUGCAGUGCAUCUGACCUCUGACCUCAACUCCUCAAACCUGUCCUCCCAUGGACCGGAUGCUGUCCCUUCUACAAAACCAACUGAUGAAAGUGACCAAGAGAAUCAAGAAGAUGAAGAAGACAAAGAAAACCUCCAUCACAUUCAGGGGACGACUGUCAGGUCUCCUGCUGGACAUUCAGACUGAAAACUGAGUGCAACUGAGCUUUAAAAUCCUCCACUGGUCUGAAUCAGUGUGGAGAAAGAAAAGAUAAACAUGCUUCUGAGCUGUGACAGAAGAAGACGAAUAACUGUUUGAUGCCUUUUUCAUCUUUGGACAACAUGGACAUUGACUGAGGGACGAUUUGGACAACCCAAAGAGCCAACACGAGAACCAGUUGGACAGACAGGAAGCCGGAGGAGAGAGAGACGGAGGAUUUCGCUGCAGCGAUGCCAGCAGCAGGAGUGGAAAGGAGCAAAAUAAAAAUAAAAGACAUUUAAGAUAAGUUAUACACACACAUACAGCCACUGCAACGAAGACUGCUUGCUACUAACCCUGUACACAUUUAGAAAUUAGUGAGAAAGAAUGUCUUCAAAAGAGUUUUGUGCCCCUGUUAUCUCUGAGUCCUGAACAGAAGAACCUGUAUUAAAGGUCCUUCGGGUCCAUGAGCCAUAGAUUGAGAAACUGUGAAGGGAAACUGUAAUAACUGUGCUUCUGUAAUGAAAUUAUGCCAUUGAAAUAUAACAAAUAAGAUGUUGGAGAACAUUUUAACCAAAGCUAUGGUUCUGAAAGAAAAGUUUUAAAAUAAAUAAAUCAUUUAAAAGCUGAACUGUUGCAGACACAGAUAGUAAAUAUAAUGUUAUCAAUGAGAAUUACAAAGUGGUCCUAUAUAAAAUACUGGUGUCCCUUGACUUUCCUUUCUUUUUGAAAUUCUAUGCUGUAUUACAUAAAAUAUUACUAAUUUUUUUUCCUUUUGUGUUAAGAAUUACAAAACCUUGCUACUGCUGUGUUUAUAAUGUUUUGGUAUACCAUAUAAUAUUUGGUUGCGUUUAAAUUGAACAAAGGAAAGUUUCUAUAAAAUACAGCUGUGAUAAAUUUGAACUUAGAGGUUAAAAGGAUUUUGUUGUCCUGGAACUACUAGUUAUGAAAAAAACUAAAUAAUUUAAAUAAUUAAUGAAGCGCUUCAGCAAAAACUUGAUCAAUUGGUUGAUAUGAUCCUAAAUUUCUACCUUGAUCUUCACUAACUGAAAUCAUCUGACUAAACCUGACUUGAUGCAGUUUGUUGAUGGUUCUGCAUAAUGUGACCAUGCUACUGAUCUAACCUUGUUUGCUGUUUUGCAUACAUCACCUAUGUUUGGCUCCAUGUUCAAACAUUUUCCUGCUAAAACGUCUGUGCUAGUAGCACUAACUGAUGCAUGAAAACUAAUUGCUUGUGUGCUAUUAUUCUCACUGAUUCCAAGAUUCUUAUUAUGUUGUCUUAUUGCUAAAACUUGUCCACUAUGCUUUGUCGAGCCUCACAGACAGUGAAAACCUUCCUUCCAUUUCCUGCCAAAGUGCUGCAGCCAUCAGACCAGUUGACGGGUUGUGAUGAAGGAUUUUCAGAGGAAGGACUGGAACUCCAAAUGCUGGCAGAGGCCGUUCCAGAGGAUUUUCCAGGUGUAACUGGUGACCAACACACCUGCUGAAGUCCAGGAAGGAACAACCUGAAUCCACACCAACCACUGUGAAGGACUACCUGUCUGUAAUGUGACUACGUCACAACUCUAAAUCUGAAACAACAACAGAUUGGUGUUAAGUGCUAGUAACCUCUGACACCCAACAUUCCAGAAGAGGAAAGAAACGGAAUGAGGGAAUAUGGAAAAUAACAACAACCAUUGGUUGCUUUUGUACGUCAAAAGGCUCCCCAACCAAAGAACUAUUGCUGGUCCACUGGCGAGUGGCCGAAGUGGGGAGUGAAGACUGAAAUAAAUAUUUAGUAAAGAUCCUGAGAGAGAAAGAAGAAAAACAAGGACGUUCAUUACUCAUUGUUCCAGUUACAGACAUUUGUGUUGGUUAUUUCUAAUAUUUCUUGUUGUUGUUGUUUGUUUUCUUUGUAAAUGUUUUAAUGUUUGUUUUUUUUCUCCUCCUUAAUUAGUUUUGUAUUAUGUUUUUAUUUUAUUGUUUCUUGGAUUUUUAUGUCUUUAAUCAUUGGUAUGAUACCUCCUCACUUUUCCUGGACAGAACAUAUACAGGGCCGCCUCCCUGGCAAGGAGGGGUUGCAAGAUAAGUUUUCCUACCCAACUCAGAGAAAAUAUUGUUAUGGAGUAGACAAGGUUGCUGCCGGUAGGUUUUUCGUAUCUUGCGUAUAUGUUCCUUUUGUUACAUCUUCCAGGAUAGUGUUGUGUUAUGACUGAGGAGGGAAAUGUGUUGAUUAAUAUUAAAUAUUUUCAUAUUUAUUUAUAAUCAAAAGGGGGGAAAUGUCAUGGAAAAAUUACUAUAAGGUCACAUUUGCUGGUCAUGUCAUAUGAUAUGCUUAUGAACUAUCACCAAAAGAAUUAUUUGGGUUUCAUGUAGAAGGUUAGAAGUUGUUUUUCCACUACUGCGUCAGAACCAGACUAUCUCUCCCUUUGUUUAAUUCUUUAUCGUUGGUAUAAAACUCAUGUGUUGUCUCUGCCUGGGAGAGCUUAGCAAGCUUUUCAUCCAGACCUGCUUCAUUACUGAUUGUCCUACAAGCUCUCUGUAUUGUGCACAAUAUAUGAAUAAACCUGACUGAGUGAUUUCACCUGAACAGUGCUUGGAAAUAGAAUUUUUUCCACGACAAUUUGGUGCCGUGACCCGGAUCCCUCGACUGGACAUCCGAGGACGUCGACGAACAGCGUUAAGGCGCCAACCUGGACUAAACACCAGCCUCAAACCUCGAUUAGGAUUUAAGAGAGAAGAGGGCUGUUGGUCGGCUCCACGGAUCCAGCGCUGGGAUCAACGAACUCAAAACCACUGUUAUCAGGUGGGAUACUCACUCAGGCUAACAAAUUAAUUUUACAAAUUCUAAAUUAUAAAAUCUAAAAUAGUGAAGGAUCCGAUAAACCUUUCACCCUGGGGAAUAGAGAUUGGCGUGUUAAGAAAAAAACGUUGGGUUAAAGUCCCACGAGAGAAUAAAUAAAAGAAAAGAAAAGAAAAGAAAA